Messenger RNA from Heterotrigona itama, 556 nucleotides. Lineage: Eukaryota; Metazoa; Arthropoda; Insecta; Hymenoptera; Apidae. The record is from the annotation of a GenBank genome assembly.
AUGGUGGCGUAAGCUUUUUUUUUGAGGCAUGGAAAUUUGCUUGAUCAAUUCAUACAUAUUGUAUAAAUUAGAAAAAAAGAAAGGAGAGAAAAAGCCACUAAAUCAUUUGCGCUAAAUCUAAAAACGCUGGUGGAGAAAUUGAGAAGAAGCCAUCUCCAGCGUCGAUCAUCGAUGAACACCGGCUUCCACAAAUGGAAAGCUCCAUAUUGUUUUGAAAGGGGUAAAGAGGGAUUGCAAGGUUUGCUCUGACCGUAGUAAACCUGGUGGUAGACGCGAAACCUUGUAUUAUUGCGAUACGUGCCUUGACAAACCGAGGAUGCAUCUCGGGGAUUGAUUCAUAAAGUACCACACAAAAACGAAUUACAGAAUGUAAUAUUUAACAGAUUUUGUUUUGUACAACAUAAAAAUAAAUAAAUUGUUGAAAUUUUAUUAUUUGUAUAUACGUUUGUUUCAGUAUAAAAUUUUAAAUAAUCAUUUUAAAGUACCUGUCCCUAAUAUAGCCGAAAUCGUCUCGAGUUGCGCCCGAGUGAAAAAGGCCUCGAGUACAAAAAGUUAA